Molecule: messenger RNA, 1446 nt
Organism: Megalops cyprinoides (Indo-Pacific tarpon)
Lineage: Eukaryota; Metazoa; Chordata; Actinopteri; Elopiformes; Megalopidae
Gene: gghl
Product: gamma-glutamyl hydrolase
Exons: 9
Coding region: 120-1091 (323 amino acids)
Biological process (GO): tetrahydrofolylpolyglutamate metabolic process
Cellular component (GO): vacuole
Molecular function (GO): gamma-glutamyl-peptidase activity
Source: RefSeq, a predicted model, not a curated record
CUAAACCACACCUCUUGGUUCUCUUUCGUUGAGGUUAUAAAACGCGUCAUGUGUUUCUUCUUGUAAUACAAAGGUGCAAAAUUCUGAACUAUUUAGUUGUUAGAGUAACUUGGUAUUAUAUGGUGGGAAAACGGGAGAAAAUGCUUUGUCUGUGCGCUUUGGUGUAUCUUUAUGCCGUUUGUGUGAGCGACGGUUUUCCAGCGGGGAGCUUGGACGGAUCAGUAAACGACCGGCCCAUUAUUGGGAUUUUGACUCAAGAAGUGGUAGAUGAUGAUAUGAUGCGAUUUGGAAAGACUUUCAUCCCCGCCUCCUACGUGAAAGACGUGGAGUCAGGGGGAAGCAGGGUGAUGCCAAUCAGACUGAAUCAGACCCUGCCUGAGUAUGAGAAGAUCUUCAAAUCAAUUAAUGGCAUGAUGUUCAUCGGGGGUGCUGCAGAUCUGGAGACCUCAGACUAUGCCAGGGCUGCAAAGGCUUUCUACAGGUUGGCUGUGGAGUCAAACGAUGCAGGAGACUACUUUCCCUUGUGGGGGACAUGCAUGGGGUUCCAGCUGCUAACUGUUCUGGUGGCAGGAGAGAACCUUCUGAGCAACACCACAGCAGAGAAUGUUGCCUUUCCUCUCAACCUCACUGUAGAAGCUACAUCCAGUCGCAUGUUUGAGAGUUUUCCCACUGAUCUGAUGAAGGCUCUGUCCCAAGAAGACCUGACGGGAAAUUUCCAUCAUUAUGGAGUCACUGAGAAGACAUUCAGAGGAAAUGAGAAACUGCAACAAUUCUUUUCUGUCCUGUCAACAAACAUAGCAGAAAAUGGUGUUGAGUUUGUUUCCACCAUUGAAGGAAGGAAAUACCCAUUCUAUGGAGUACAGUGGCACCCUGAGGUGAACCGUUUUCAAUGGGAUCCUGACAUGCAGUUCCCCCACUCCCAGAAUGCUGUGCGCGUGUCAUCAUUACUGUCAGAAUUUUUUAUCAAUGAAGCCAAGAAGAGUCUGCACCACUUUUUCAAGCCUGAGGAGGAGGAAGCAGCACUAAUAUACAACUACACCCCUGUGUAUGUCGGCAAUUUCAGUGGAUAUGAGCAGUGUUAUUUUUUCUGAAACACAGAGGACCCCCUUUUCUAUAAAUUUUGCUCAGGGACUUUUUAUUUCUGGGGCAAAAUUACAUGGAAUACUCAAAUGUGUUCUGGAGUUGAGAGGUCACACCUAAAGUGAAGGCUGGUGGCCUCUUCUGGAAGACACUUGUAGGUGAACUGCCAGCACCAGGCUCAUGGGGAUGCCAGUUCACCUACAAUAUGGUGAUCACUACUUCACCAUAUUCUUUUUAUCUACCAAUGCUCAAUAAAUAAAAAAGACAACAUAUUUGCUGGUUAAUUCACAGUAUUAUACCACUUACAUUUCUAUUUUUUUGGAUAUUUACGUAUGUUCUUAUAUUUUUUUCUAAUACACACACGCA